This is a messenger RNA of Sciurus carolinensis (gray squirrel), 5457 nucleotides long. RefSeq names its product zinc finger protein 510 (gene Znf510). The transcript is spliced from 5 exons. Gene Ontology annotation, molecular function: DNA-binding transcription repressor activity, RNA polymerase II-specific. Bases 123 to 2156 code for a protein of 677 amino acids. Gene Ontology annotation, biological process: negative regulation of transcription by RNA polymerase II. The record is from RefSeq and is a predicted model, not a curated record. NCBI's taxonomy places the organism in Eukaryota, Metazoa, Chordata, Mammalia, Rodentia, Sciuridae.
AGCCAGGGCCUCAGCGAGGUUUCUGGAGUCGCGUGGGGCCACGUGCUUGUGUGCAGGGGCGGAGCCCCGAGCGGUGCAAGCCUGGCCCGUCCUUCCUCCUCUCACCUGAGGGCCGCGGCGGGAUGUCUCCGCAUCCAGAAGCCAUCCCGGACUGCGGGCCGGCAGACGCCGCAGCCCGCGGCGUGGGAGCGUUUCCUUCUCAGUUCUCAACUCUCUUCCAAGAGCAACACAAAACGAACAUAUCUCAGGCGUCACUAUCAUUCAGGGACGUGACUGUGGAACUCAGCCAGGAGGAGUGGCAGCACAUGGGCCCUGCUCAGAGGACCCUGUACAGAGACGUGAUGCUGGAGAACUACAGCCACCUUGUCUCCAUGGGGUACUGCAUUUUCAAGCCAGAGGUGAUCCUCAAGUUAGAGCAAGGAGAAGCACCUUGGUUCUCAGAGGAGGAGAUUUCAAACCAGAAUGACCCAGAAAAUUACAAAGUCAAUGACUUGAUCAAGAGGAACAAGAAAAUCAAAGACAAAUACUUGCAACCGAUAAUAUUCACAAAAAAUAAAACAUUGACUAGAGAGAAAGGGAAAUUUGGGGGAAAACCAUUUAAUCUGCACACAGCUCCAGUUUGUUCAACAGAACUGUCCUGCCGAUGUGAAUCAUGGGGAGUGAAUUUUCAAAAUAUUUCUAAAUUUAUCCAAAAUAAUAGAAACUGUUCAACAAAGAAAGCAGAUUGCUAUAAUGUACGUGAGAAUUUGCCUUUCAAAAUUAAGUUUGGCAGAAAUCAUACUGGAAAGAACUUUCAUGAAUACAGUAAAAACACGCAAGCCCUUAAUUAUAAGGAAACUCUUGAGCAUAAGGAGUUUCAAACAUUGGAGCAAGAUUUUGAAGGUAAUAAAAUUGGAAAAAUCUGUAAUAAGACUGACUUUGUUACAUGUAAGAGUUCUCGCGCAGAAGAAAAAUCCUGUAAAGGUGAUGAAAGAAGGAAAAACCUUCAUGAGAUAACUCCUUUUGACCACAGAAGAAUUAACACAGUGGAGAAACGCUCUUAUCUUCACCAGUGUGGAAAAUCUUCCUUUGGGAAGUCAGCCCUGGGGGAAUACAGUAAAUUUAACAUGACUGUGACAUAUCAUGAACCUAACACACAUGGAAGUGAUUUCAGCAAGCAGUCAUGCCUCACUCAGUCUCGGAGAACUGUCACAAAAGAGAAUCCGUUGAUAUCUAAUGGCAGAACACAAACUGGGGAUAAAUCCUUUGAAUAUGAAAAUAAGAGGUCCUGUCAGACAUUAACCUGCAAAAUACGGCAGAGAACUCACUCUGACAUAAAACCCUACAGAUGUAAUGAAUGUGGGAAAUCCUUUUGUCAGAAAGGACAUCUCGUUCAGCAUCAGAGAACUCACACAGGAGAGAAACCAUUUGAAUGUAAUGAAUGUGGAAAAACUUUCUCCCAGAAGUCCCACCUCAGUACACAUCAAAGAAUUCACACAGCAGAGAAACCCUAUAAGUGUAAUGAAUGUGGGAAAACGUUUGUCCAAAAGUCAACCCUCCGGGGACAUCAGAGAAUCCACACAGGAGAGAAACCCUAUGAAUGUAGUGAGUGUGGGAAAACCUUUGUUCAGAAGUCAACCCUCAGAGAUCAUCACAGAAUUCACACAGGGGAGAAAUCCUUUCAGUGUAAUGAAUGUGGAAAAACUUUUGGCCAGAAAUCUAACCUCAGAAUACAUCAAAGAACUCAUAGUGGGGAGAAAACAUAUCAGUGUGAUGAAUGUGAAAAAUCCUUCUGGCGCAAAGACCAUCUCAUUCAACACCAGAAAACUCACACAGGAGAGAAACCAUUCAAAUGUAAUGAGUGUGGGAAAACUUUUGCCCGGACAUCAACCCUCCGAGUGCAUCAGAGAAUUCACACUGGGGAGAAACCUUUUAAAUGUAAUGAGUGUGGGAAAAAGUUUGUACGGAAGGCAAUCCUUAGUGAUCAUCAGAGAAUUCAUACAGGGGAGAAACCCUUUCAGUGUAAUAAAUGUGGGAAAACAUUCGGCCAGAAAUCAAACCUCAGAAUACAUCAGAGAAUUCACAGUGGGGAGAAAUCUUAUGAAUGGAAUGAAUAUGGAAAAGUGUAUAAGUCAACUCUGUAUCAGAGGAUUCAGGGAGGAAGGAAACUCUAUUGAUAACUGUAGAAAAUAUUUCUGACAAAAAGACUGAUUUGACAACAGGGUAUUCAGGAAGUUCAAUUGGAAAUACACUCGCACAUGUACACUAAUAGCAACAUAAGUGAACCUUUAUAACAGUUCACACAAAAAAGAAACCAUAUGAAUAUCAAUGUAGGAAGACUUAUCUAAAAGGCAACCCUUAGAUAUAUCUAAGAAUUCACCCAGACUUCUGUUUUUUCAGAGGACGAUAGGAAGUCCUUUUGAAUGAAGUCAUACCCUUUUAGAUAGUUCAUGCCUCACACAGUCUGUUAAUCUGUUCACCAGUAACAGUUUCAUUUUUUCUUUAAGGUGCAUAACUAGUCUAAAUUCCCUUUCACCUAAGAGGGAUUUGUGACAGGCUGCUGGAGUGUGGAUGGAUGCCUGUGGUAUAUGCCACACCCAGAUUUGCAAAUCAAAGACUUUCCUGAGCAGCCUCCAAGGCCCUGUAAAAAUAAAAUGAGUGUGAUUUCUGGGUCAGCCUGUGGUGCCAUGCCUUCAUGUGGCACAGCCCGAGGUAAGAAAGGCCAGCACGCUCGAACACAUUGGUGGGUGUAAGUUCUCUUCCACACCUUUACUGAUGAAAAGUAUUUUGAACAGAUAUUAAGCUUUUAUUCUAUUGAACUCUUGCAUGUUUUGAUACACUUGUUUCGAUAUCUAGUUUAGCUGUCACUGCUAGGAAGGCAGAAUAUAGGUGUGUAAACCAAGUGUAAGUCAACCAGAGGACACCAGCCUCUUCAGAAGACAACUGGGUGAGUCAAAGAGGACAAGAGAAUUCAUACAAAAGUCAUCCUUUCCAGAUAAUGAAAUAAGUGGCAUCACCUGAUAACAGUGUUUUAGAUGAACUGGAAGUGUUGGAAGAGGCUUUUUUGUUGUUAGUGGUGGUUGGUUGAUAUUGGUUGAAUGGUGAGCAGCCACCACACAGCUCAAAGGAACUAUUUCUUGCUGAAUGACAUAAGCCACUGCCCUCACAGCUCUAUAUACCACAAGCACAACUUCUUUAAGGAGUAAGGUUUCCUUGUCUCCAAGGGGGGUCUGGAAGCCAUUAGCAAUCACCUGAGUAUUUGGGGGGAACAUCUGGGGAGGGAAAAGACUCAAAUGUUUAUGGCUAUAUUGAAUACAAGUGCCCAAGUCAACAUCUGGCCAGUUCUGAUGGAGGUAGGGGCCCCUUGAUUUAGCUAAUGAGGUUUGAAAGGGUUCACAGUAGGGAAGGGAGAAAGGUAACUUGGUGGAUGGGAUUCUGUAGGUCAGUGCAAUAGACUGGUUACUUCUAUGUUUCAAAGUGUACUGAAGUGCUGGGGACGUAGCAUGGUGAUAGUGUGCUUGCCUAGCAUGUGUGAGGCCCUGGGUUUGAUCCCCCUUACCAAAAAAAAAAAAAAAAAAAAGGUAUAGUAAGAAUUGAUAUGGUAUAUGCUCUGUUCCCCACAAGUCAUACAAGGAAUUCUCCCAAUCAGGAAGAGUGGCAUGUGAAGAAAAACAACUAUUAGCUAAACUAGUCUCUUUUCCACAUUGGAAACCAUUGUCUUCAAUAGAAGCCUCUGCCUGAAAUUCCAGUUUUAGGGUAUAUCAUCGUGGACUCAACAACUAACAAAAUGAGAACAACCCAGCAAGCCUCAACUUGUGGAAUGAAAACUAUUUUAAGAAUGCAGCUGUUGUAGGCCCAUAGUAGUAUCUCAGCUGAACAUGAACCGGCAGAAUGUUUUCUUUAUAGGAAAUUUAGGGGCUGGGGAGAUAGCUCAGCUGGUAGAGUGCUUGCCUUGCAAGCACAAGGCCCUGGGUUCAAUCUCCAGCACCCCCCCAAAAAAAAAGAAGAAAGAAAGAAAGAAGUUUAUUUCCCACUUCGUUACCUGAAACAGAACUUCUGACUUAGUAGGGCCCUCAGUUUGUGCAGAUUAAUCUAAUUGGGCCUUGUUUGCUAACUUGAAAGCACUACAAUGCUAUAUCUACUUAAAAUUUGUCUUUAUAUACCCCAAAAUGAAAGUGCUCUCUCCUCAGUGAACAGAUCACAAGGAUUCCUCAGUGCUGCCCAGUACUUCACUGGAUAAAACUUGUAUUCCUAUUAAAACUUGGGCUCUUGCUGUGACCUAGUUAUUGUAAAUUCCAAUUAGGACAUGAGAUUAAAGGCACCCCCUUUGUUGUUCUGAAUUGUGAGAGAAAAUCACAGCUGCUGGCACCCCCAUGGUGUGCUCCAUUAGAUGUCCACGAUGAAACCAUUCUCUAAUGAGACUAAAGUGGAAGCAAGCUGCUGAUUCAGCUUUCUCUGUUCAGAUCGCCAACACUGCCACUAUAUCCAUCACUGUACUGGUGUAUGAAAACAUUCUCUCUAUUACACUGGGCACAAAGAUCUGUAUAUACCCCAUAUCUCUAUUGGUGUCAUUUGAUGUAAGAAUCUACAAAUUUUUUCCUUUUGAAUGAAUAGGCAAUAUUCUGUGUACCAUUUCAUUAGAUCACCUCUUUCCUACUGAUUUUUAAUGUCUUCACAUACUAAAUUGUCAGUUGUAAAGAUAUUGCAUGUUUAUCACCCUUCCUUUCUGUUUCAUUCCUUCUAUUCUGUUACUUCAGUAAGAUAUCCUCCUCUUAUGAACCAGACUGGCACAUACCUCAUGACCCAGAAUACCUGAUCUUUCUACUCUGAUACUGAAGGAUGUUUGAAUCAAUAUUCUUUCACAGAAGGAUGUUCAAGUUUGGAAAACGAGAAUCCUAGAACUUUAGAAGUGGAACAUCAUUGACCAGUGACACUAACUGAGUGGCCAGCAGCCUUGCUAGGGAAAUGCAUUUGCAAUAUAAGGUUACACAUGAAGAGAAGCAAACAGAACAGGGAGAUUGGUGGUUAGUGCUACAGUCCGUGAGAAGCAAAAUAUCAUGUUUGUUCCCUAUAACCCUUGGUAGUAUAAAGAAGGUCUUUCAUUGUUUAAACUCUUGGGUUUUACUUAUAUACUUUCUUAAGACAUUUAAAAUUGUCUCCCUCUCUGUUCCCUUUUAAGUAGAAUAUUUUAGGAUCAUGAUUGGGUUUGGUGUUAAGUUCAGGAUUAGGUCCCACACCCCCCCAGAUGGAACUAAAGUCAUCCAGGUGACUAGGUAAUGAAAGCCCCACGACUGGGCACUUAGGCCUUGCCUUCUGUCCCUUUUACAUAUAACACAUCACAGUUAGAGGUCAUGGUCUGUGUUCUCAUCAUGAAUCUUCCCUUCUGCCUGCCUGGCUGAUCUUACCAAGUUGUGGUCUUCUUCCAAUAGAUAGGUGCCUCACCUAGUAAACCUAGAGAUGUUAAUUUUUUUGCCCACC